GAGAGAGAACUGAGGCAGCGGUAGGAGAGGAGUGUAGAGCUCGGGAUUCCAGCGGAGAGCGCGUCCAAGGGGCACGGUGCCGGCGACGUGAUGCUUCUGCCUGGGCCUACUUAGGACCGGAAGUGAGCCGUCGUGCGGGGAGGAUGCCGGGAAGCAGUUAUAGACUACCAGGAUCUCCACUUAGGGCAGUGGGCAUCUUCUCUGACAGUGGAACAUUGGGCAGGAGCUUUGCCAUUGGCUGGUCGAGAAGGAGGAAGCAGAAUGUCUACAUUGUUACACCACAGAGUACAAACUUCAGAAUACUUUGGGUUAAGCAAUAUCUCUUACUCUGCAAAUGAUUAUGUCUUCACCUGUCCUCUUUGAUCAUCACAAAGUAAUGAAAGACCUUUUAGGUCUUAUGAAUUCAGGUUACACUGUUUUCCAGAUGCUCUGGCAGCUGGUACAGGGCUUGUGAAAAAUGGAACCAAACUCUCUGAGGACUAAAGUCCCAGCUUUCUUAUCCGACUUGGGGAAGGCCACAUUGAGGGGAAUCAGAAAAUGUCCCCGAUGUGGCACAUACAAUGGGACCCGGGGACUGAGCUGUAAGAACAAGACAUGUGGAACCAUAUUUCGCUAUGGUGCACGGAAGCAGCCUAGUGUUGAAGCUGUCAAAAUUAUCACAGGCUCUGAUCUGCAGGUCUACUCAGUGCGGCAAAGAGACCGGGGCCCUGAUUACCGAUGCUUUGUGGAGCUAGGUGUUUCAGAGACAACAAUCCAGACGGUGGAUGGGACGAUUAUCACUCAGCUGAGCUCUGGACGGUGUUAUGUCCCCUCAUGUCUGAAAGCUGCUACCCAAGGCGUUGUGGAAAACCAAUGCCAGCACAUCAAGUUGGCGGUGAACUGCCAGGCAGAGGCCACUCCCCUAACCCUGAAGAGCUCAGUCCUGAACGCAAUGCAGGCCUCCCCAGAAACCAAACAAACUAUCUGGCAGUUGGCCACGGAACCCACGGGUCCCCUGGUACAAAGGAUUACUAAAAACAUCUUGGUGGUGAAAUGCAAGGCAAGCCAAAAGCAUAGCUUGGGGUAUUUGCAUACAUCAUUUGUGCAGAAAAUCAGUGCCAAGAGCUUGUCUGAGCGCCGCUUCUUCUGCUCCUGCCAGACUCUGAAAUCGCACAAGUCGAGUGUCUCUAAGGACGAGGCAGCCCAGAGAUGCAUUCAUUUCUUUGCUUGCAUCUGUGCCUUUGCCAGUGACGAGACAUUGGCUCAGGAAUUCUCAGACUUCUUAAAUUUUGAUUCCAGCGGACUUAAAGAGAUUAUUGUGCCCCAGAUAGGCUGCCAUUCAGAAUCAUCAGUAUCAGCUUGUGAGUCUGCUGCCUCUAAGCCAAAGAAGAGGAAAAAGGAUGAAGUAUCUGGUGUACAGAUGAACAGUUCACUAUUGCCUCAAGAUGCAGUGAACAGUAAUCUAAGAAAAAGUGGCCUGAAAAAGCCUGUGGUUGCUUCUUCAUUAAAAAGGCAAGCUUGUGGUCAGCUGUUAGAUGAGGCACAAGUGACCUUAUCCUUCCAAGACUGGCUGGCCAGUGUCACAGAACGCAUUCAUCAAACCAUGCACUAUCAGUUUGAUGGCAAACCAGAGCCACUGGUGUUCCACAUUCCUCAGUCCUUCUUUGAUGCACUGCAACAGAGAAUAUCCAUAGGAAGUGCCAAAAAACGGCUCCCCAAUUCUACCACAGCUUUUGUUCGGAAAGAUGCCUUGCCACUGGGAACCUUUUCCAAGUAUACCUGGCAUAUCACUAAUAUUCUGCAAGUUAAACAAAUCUUAGAUACUCCAGAGAUGCCCUUGGAAAUCACUCGUAGCUUUAUCCAGAACCGUGAUGGGACUUACGAACUGUUUAAAUGCCCUAAAGUGGAAGUAGAGAGCAUAGCAGAAACCUACGGUCGCAUAGAAAAGCAACCAGUGCUACGACCCUUGGAACUAAAAACUUUUCUCAAAGUUGGCAACACUUCCCCAGAUCAAAAGGAGCCAACACCUUUUAUCAUCGAGUGGAUCCCAGAUAUCCUUCCCCAGUCCAAGAUUGGUGAGCUGAGGAUCAAAUUUGAGUAUGGUCACCACCGGAAUGGGCAUGUGGCAGAGUACCAAGACCAGCGGCCCCCGCUGGACCAGCCCUUGGAACUGGCCCCUCUGACCACUAUUACCUUCCCUUGAGGCAAAACAAGAGAGUCUUUUGCUGCUAAAUUUGCACAUCCCCACUCCUUGACAACUUUAAAUACUAGUUAGGCACUUAUAUCGCACUGUUCCUUAGUGAACUGAUCUUAGCUUAGAUGCGAUUUCUCAAUGCUAUUCAGUGGAUUCUGUUGAAAAAAAAAAUUCUUCUUGUAAAUGGCCUUUUUGAUGCUGCUGUGUACAGUCUUCAUUAUAAAUGGGCAGUAUUUCUGGCUAGUUUUAAAAGGAACACAGAGAAAACCAGCUCACUUUCCUUCUUAUGGACUCACCUUUAGAAUUUGUUUCAACCUUUUUCUGAUUUUCUAAGAAGUUAGCAGCACUCAGCUUUAUACCAACAGUGUUGGAAAGUUAAUAAUACCCUGGUUAGGGCAGAAUGUUAACGACCAUCCUGGCAGAGUGUUAAGGACCAUCCUGGCAGAGUUCCAACCAUGCUUUUUAUUCUGUUCUCAAAUAAAGCACAGUGCCACUAGUUUUUUCCAAA
Messenger RNA from Cynocephalus volans (Philippine flying lemur), 2681 nucleotides. It is a transcript of the gene C14H2orf42, whose product is annotated as chromosome 14 C2orf42 homolog. The coding region runs from base 458 to 2182 and encodes 574 amino acids. Lineage: Eukaryota; Metazoa; Chordata; Mammalia; Dermoptera; Cynocephalidae. Gene Ontology annotation, cellular component: nucleus. The transcript has 10 exons. The record is from RefSeq and is a predicted model, not a curated record.